GAUUAUGAAUUUGGUUUGUUUAGACACAAACCUUCUUCCAUCUUCAACAACAAGAACAAUAACUGUAAUUCACCACUCAACCCAACCACGAAGGAAUGGCUUUGAGAAUCGCAGCAACAGCUUCUUCUGCGUCCUGUAUUGCAAGACUCCAUAACCCAUCAUCACUCUUUUCACAGUUUUCAUUCCACAAUCUCCCUCCUCGUCUUCCACACGCCAAUGCUUUUCCACCACUUCCAAUUCUCAAACCUGGGUCUCAAUUCUGCAUUCGAGCUAUUAGUAGUGAAACAGUUGUAGAACCUACAAUUUCUAAGAAAGAAGACCAAGAACAGUCUCCUAAAGAUUGGAAGAUUAAAAUGCUAUAUGAUGGAGACUGUCCACUAUGCAUGCGAGAGGUGAAUAUGCUACGAGAGAGGAAUAAGACUUACGGAACGAUCAAGUUUGUUGAUAUAGGCUCAGAUGAUUACUCUCCUCAGGAGCAUCACGGCCUUGACUAUCAAACUGCUAUGGGAAGAAUUCAUGCUAUUCUAUCAGAUGGAACUAUAGUCACCGAUGUUGAAGCUUUUAGGAGAUUAUAUGAACAAGUUGGCCUUGGUUGGGUUUAUGCCAUUACAAAAUAUGAACCAAUUGCAAAAAUAGCGGAUUUCGUAUAUGGUGUAUGGGCUAAAUACCGUCUUCAAGUUACAGGACGGCCACCUAUAGAAGAAAUAUUAGAGGCUCGAAAGAAGAAGGGUGAAGUGUGCAAAGACAGCAAAGCUUGCAAAAUGUAAAUUUCCACAAUAUCUGACCCUGGUGGAAACUUUCAGAAGGCUUGUUAAUGAUUUAUUACCAAAUUUGAUUCUCAUCCUCUGAAGCAGAUCUUUAUAUAAUUAUAUUUACAAUACGCAGCCAACAUAGAUUGGUGGCAACAUUUCACGUCUCCUCAGCAUAUGCAUAUGAUCUGGCAUAAGAAAUGGGAGUGUAUAUAAAUAAAAUAUACUUGUAUUUAAGUCAUUUCCCAUUCUUCAGGAUUGUAUUACACAAGCUAGUUACAUGACACCAACAUUCUUUUGGGUAAAACAGAAGAUAUCAUUCAACCAAUGUAUGAUAAAUCAAUGGAAGAUCAAUAUUUAUUUAGAAAUAACAUUUCUAACAUUGACUUCCACUAA
This is a messenger RNA of Cicer arietinum (chickpea), 1145 nucleotides long. RefSeq lists its product as uncharacterized. The record is from RefSeq and is a predicted model, not a curated record. Gene Ontology annotation, molecular function: protein-disulfide reductase activity. Lineage: Eukaryota; Viridiplantae; Streptophyta; Magnoliopsida; Fabales; Fabaceae.